Molecule: messenger RNA, 2950 nt
Organism: Loxodonta africana (African savanna elephant)
Lineage: Eukaryota; Metazoa; Chordata; Mammalia; Proboscidea; Elephantidae
Gene: XKR5
Product: XK related 5
Exons: 7
Biological process (GO): engulfment of apoptotic cell; phosphatidylserine exposure on apoptotic cell surface; apoptotic process involved in development
Cellular component (GO): plasma membrane
Molecular function (GO): catalytic activity
Source: RefSeq, a predicted model, not a curated record
AUGCGCGCGGGUUUCCCGGGCUUCUCCGCCCUGCUGCUGGCGGCCGAGCAGAGCGCGCGUCUCUGCGCCAUGUUUCGUUAUUUCAUCACAGGACAGCUUCUUUGGGGAUCACUGGCCUUCUCUGUCCUACUGCCCGGCUUCUUGGUCCAGGGCCUGAGUUAUCUAUGGUUUUGAGCAGAUGGACAACAAGGUCAUUGCUCUUUGGUGAUUCUGCACCUCCUACAGCUUGGUUUUUGGAAAUGGCACGGGGAUGCUGCAUCAGCCGCUGUGUCAAAGAAAUGGGAGGCCCCCCCAGGCCAACUGCUGCUGCAGGAGGCUGACCUGUCGGCCCUCCGGCUGUUGGAAGCCCUGCUUCAGACCAGGCCCCACCUGUUGCCUCAAACAUAUGUUUUUCUAGCCUCUGACUUCACAGAUACUGUGCCAAGUGUGAGUGCCGUGUUCUCCUGGCCCUCACUGUCCUGGGCCCUGGUGUCCUAUGCCCAUUUCAGGGGCUUCGUGAAGCCAGGACACCUGUCCAUGCCAUGGGCUGCCCCCUUAUGCCAGCAAUUCUGGAGGAUGGGCAUGUUGGGAGCUCAUGUCCUGAGUCUGGUUCUCUUUUACAAAGCUUACCACGUUUGGGUUUUGGUAGUUGGAGGAAAAUUGGAAAUCAUCAAAAAUGAAAUGGAACGCAUACAGAAUGAUAUCCUAGGCUUUAGUGAGCUGAAACGGACUGGUGUUGGUCAUUGUGAAUUGGACAGUCAUACAGUCUGCUAUGCAGGGGAUGACAGCUUGAAGAGGAAUGGCAUUGCAUUCAUCGUCAAAAAGAACAUUUCAAGAUCUAUCCUGAAGUACGAUCCUACCCGUGAUAGGAUAAUAUCCAUACGCCUACAAGGAAGACCUGCUAAUAAGAUCAUUAUUCAAAUUUACACACCAACCACUAAGGCCAAAGAUGAAGAAAUUGAAGAUUUUUACCAACUUCUGGAGUCUGAAAUUGAUCCAGCAUGCAAUCGGAAUGCGCUGAUAAUUACUGGUGAUUGGAAUGCAAAAACUGGAAACAAAGAAGAAGGAUUGAUAAUGCUGAUGGAGAACAUCGUCCUUUUGUUGUUGGCUCCGUAUUUUCUCCGGGAGGCUUCGUGGAGCAGCCUGUGGAUGACAGCAUGUGUCAUGUCUGGAUUCGUGAUUGGCAGUGUCUCACUGGUAAUUUAUUACAGCCUGCUACAUCCAAAAUCCACAGACAUCUGGCAGAGCUUCAUAAGGAAGUCCUGUGGCAUUGCAGGUGGUGAUAAAACAGAGAAAGAAUCUUCUCUCCGGGCUGCAGCCCCAGCUGAGGAGAGGAUGGAGAGCCCGGACGUGUGCCAAGGGAAAGGCUCUGAGUUGACAUGUCUGGGGACUUCACCCAGCCCGGAGCAGGACCCACCACAGGCUGGUCUGGGAAGCCAGGUUGCCAAGGAAGACUCUUCCCUGGGACACCACCACUGGCUGUUGGUGAAACUUGCCUUAAAAAUUGGAAAUGUGUCAAAGAUCAACGCAGCCUCUGGAGAUGAAAAUGCGGGCUGCUUUUGCCCUCUUGUAUGGCAGUCGAGUCAACACUGCAACCAACAAAGAAAGCCUUUCUUUUCCCAGCAAGAAUUCCCAUCAUCACCCUGGGACACCCAAGCCUUAAAGAAAGGCUCUGAGGUUGAAUGUGCCCCUAAAGCAGAGGCCAAGCCUUUGGCAACCUCAAGCUACGUCUCUUUCACCAGCGAUCAUCACAACAGUGCACCUACCCAGAACCUGUCAGCUACGCAGGGGGAAGACAGCCCAAAGGAGGGGGUUGUGAUUUUGCUGCAUGAAGCCGUAGCUCCUGAGGCCCAGGGAAGGGGUGUGAAUGGGCAGCCAAGAGAAGGGGAAGGGCAGGAGAGCUCCACGCUAUACUUCAGUGCCAUCAAGGAAGGGACUGUACCUUCACACCAAGAAUGCAAGGCAUCUCCACAGAUGUUCCACUCUGGGAGAAGGCUAGGAAAGAGCAACCCUGCCCAGGCUGCCUCACCUCAGCCAGUUGUUAAACCCUUUCCUAUCAGCAUGGCUGGUAUUAGCCCCAUCCUAGGCAUGGGCCCAGGCAAAACCUUCUGCCCCAGUACAGACUUCUCUGGAGGGACCCCAGGUAGCUCAGACUGUGGGGAGCAGCAGGAACCCCCAAGGAACCUAAAUGAUCAUGCCAUAGUAGACACGUGGAUGUCAUUGCUAAAGCCUAGACUGAGGCUGGGGGAUGAGCCCUGCAUCACAUCGACCCCUAAGUCUGAAUCCAUCCAAAGGGACUGCAGCUGGAAAAAAAACAAGAGAGGAGUUUUUUCAUCUGAUCUGAGUCGUGAUGGAAUAAAACUGUAGACCAGCAAACCAAACAGUUCAUCAAGGUGUCACAUGAUAAGCAAACUGGUCUGGGGUUUAGGAAACCCCCACUUCUGGCACUAUAUCCUUGAGCAAACCACUUCUCUCUCUGGCCUGCCAUUGCUCAGCUGAAAAAUUUCUAAGAUGCCCUUGUGAACACUACGUACCACACAUAGCCAUGCACUGUAUUCUUUCAAAUGUGGUGUGGGAGGAAGAGAAAAGACUUCCAUUCAAAUUGCCUUUUGUGAACUGUAUUAUUUAUCCCUUUUUUAUUUUUUUUGGUGUGACAUCCAGGGAACUCAAAAGAUAAAAUGCAGAGUCCUACAUUAUUCUAGGCUCUUGUUAGCUAGGUUAGCUUCUCCUGUCACUAAGUGGUUAUUAAUGUCUCUUUUCAAAGAUGUAUUCUAACUACAUUAUUUUAUGAAAUCUCAUGGUAAGGUAAUAAAGAUCUUUUCCGGAAGUCUGAGAAAUUGAUGGCUAUAAUCCUCAAUAUAAAUGACCCUGAAAAUGCAGGUGUCGUUCUGAGAGUCCCAUGCCACUUUGGCAGAGCCUAAAUGAUAUUUUCCUUUAAAUACUCAGCCCUCCUUCCUGAAGGCCAGCCAGU